AUGGAGUUCCUGGGCGGAGGAGAUCUUGAAAAAUUCAUAAGAGAUUCAGCUCCACUUGAUGAAGUAACCUUAAGAUGUGUUACUGCCGAAAUUCUCUGUGGACUGCAGCACCUUCAUUCUCUUCAGAUUGUCCACAGAGAUCUAAAACCAGAGAACAUUCUUCUGGAUAACGCCGGGCACGUCAAGAUUGCCGAUUUCGGCCUGUCGGCAAUGUUCGUCACGGAGAAAAACAGAGUCAAAAGUUGCGUGGGGACGCUAUGUUACAUGGCCCCUGAAGUCUAUUAUCAAAGGCCAUACUAUUACCCCGGCUGA
This is a messenger RNA of Staurois parvus, 312 nucleotides long. Lineage: Eukaryota; Metazoa; Chordata; Amphibia; Anura; Ranidae. The record is from the annotation of a GenBank genome assembly.